AUGGUUCGAGCAAAAAAGACGUUUGCAUUUGUAACUGUCUCAUCCACCGUCAUCCAUACUGUCCCGAGGACUCGGACAGUGCGGAGAGGGCGGAGCGGCGAAGAGGCGCCGAGCCAUGUCAUGAUGUCGUGGGGACUAUUGGCUGCGUAUACCGUCGACCUCCCUAAUACUGUAUACACACACAAAUAA
Bipolaris zeicola 26-R-13 is the source of this 189-nucleotide messenger RNA. RefSeq lists its product as uncharacterized. The record is from RefSeq and is a predicted model, not a curated record. The transcript has a single exon. The coding region runs from base 1 to 189 and encodes 62 amino acids. Lineage: Eukaryota; Fungi; Ascomycota; Dothideomycetes; Pleosporales; Pleosporaceae.